This is a messenger RNA of Yamadazyma tenuis ATCC 10573, 682 nucleotides long. NCBI's taxonomy places the organism in Eukaryota, Fungi, Ascomycota, Pichiomycetes, Serinales, Debaryomycetaceae. The record is from RefSeq and is a predicted model, not a curated record.
CCAAGGCAUCUGAAAGAUUGAAGGAAACUGAGAACAGGUUGAGAAACUUUGACAGAGACUUCACUAUGGCUAGACAAAGAGAGAACAAAGCGGCUGAAAAAUUCAGCAAGAUCAAAGGCAAGCGUCAAGAAAUGUUUAUGAAAGCCUUUGAGCAUAUUUCUGGAAAGAUUGAUGAUAUCUACAAAGAGCUCACAAAGACUUUUGCAUCACCUAUGGGGGGGUCCGCGUACUUAACUCUUGAGUCAGAUGAUGAACCCUAUCUCCAUGGGAUCAAGUAUCAUGCCAUGCCACCAAUGAAAAGGUUUAGAGAUAUGGAGCUUUUAUCUGGUGGAGAAAAGACCAUGGCUGCGCUAGCCCUUUUGUUUGCCAUUCAUUCAUUCCACCCAUCCCCGUUCUUUGUUCUUGAUGAAGUAGACGCGGCUUUGGACUCAGCUAAUGUCAACAAAAUUGCCAACUAUAUAAAAAAGAUCUCAAGUCCAACCUUCCAAAUGCCUUAUUUGAAAAAUCCGAUGCUUUGGUGGGUAUUUAUAGAGAACAACGGGAAAACUCCUCUAGAACUAUCACACUUGAUUUACGUGAUUAUCCAGAUGAUGAAGCACCCAUUGUUGGAGCCGCUGCGUAGCUGAAAACUGUAUAAUAUAUAAAAAAAAAUGUGUUUAUCAUGUUCCAUUACAUUGAUCUC